This is a messenger RNA of Rotaria sp. Silwood1, 1953 nucleotides long. The record is from the annotation of a GenBank genome assembly. NCBI's taxonomy places the organism in Eukaryota, Metazoa, Rotifera, Eurotatoria, Philodinida, Philodinidae.
AUGAUAAAAACUUUAUUGAUUAAUAAUCAUUUAAAAUUGAUUAGAAUUGUUGGAAAUUGUUUAUCAACAAAUCGAUCUAAUAUUAACUUGGGUGAUCAAAUGAAAAUUCUAAAUGAUACUAAACAAUUUGAAAGUGCACUUGAAUUAUUUAAUAAAUACAAAGACAAAAAUCUUGAUAAAUGUUCUAAUUGGAUUAUAAUUCAAGCAUUAAGAGCAUGUACAAAUCUUCGUGAUAUUGAACAUGGCUCAAUUAUUCAUAAUCUUAUAUCAUCUAGAUUAAAAUAUGAUUCGUAUGUAUUACCAGCAAUAAUUCAUUUUUAUAGCUAUAUAAAAAAUAAUCAACCAGAAAAAGCAAUUGAUCUUUUUAAUGAAAUUAUAAAUCCUAAUCAAGUUAUUAUAAAUCUUCUAUUUAGUGCAUGUGCUCAUAUUGGAACAGAUCAAACAUUAAAUUUACUUAAAAAAGUUUCAUCAAAUAUUCCUAUAUCUUUUUAUAAAAAUCCUUAUAUUCUAACAUCACUUGUUAAUGCAUUAAUCGAAUGUGAUGAUAUUAAACAUGCUCAAAUAUUGUUUGAAAAAUCAACAGUUAAAACAUUACCAUUGUAUGCAACUAUGAUGAAAGGCUAUGUAAUAAAUGAUAUGGCUAGUAAAGCAAUUGAUCUCUUCAAUAAAAUUGAUAAUGAUCAGCCAAAUAUAGAAAAUAAUAAUGAGAAAAAAUCAAACUUAUUUUCGAUAUUGAAAACUGAUAUUAAUGAAGAAAAUAUAGGAAUUUAUAUUUGUCUGAUAAAAGCUUUAUCUCAAAUUGGUAUCUUACCAAUAUGUCAAUUGAUGGUUAAACGAAUACCAACAUUUAUUCUUAAUUAUCAUAGAAUACAAAAUGCUCUUAUUGAUAUGUGGGGAAAAGCUGGUUGUGUCAAUGAAGCAAAGCGAAUUUUUGAAAUAAUGUCUCAACCAGAUCAAAUUGGAUAUACAGCAAUGAUUAAUUGCUAUGGUUUAAAUGGAAUGGGUAUUCAAGCAGUUGAACUUUUUCGUAAAAUGCCUAAAAAAUUUAUCAAUGAUUUGACUUAUGUUUGCGUUCUGAAUGCAUGUUCACAUUCAGGACUUGUUAAUAUAGCUCGUUCAAUUUUUAACGAUAUUCAAAAUAAAACAGAAAUAAUAUUUACAACAUACAUUGAUUGUCUUAGUCGUGCAGCUGCUUUUGAAGAAUCAUUUCAAUUGAUAAUUGAAUUCGAACGUAAUAAUCCGCCUGCAGCUCCAUUAUAUAUGGCAUUGUUAUCAGGUGCUCGAAAUGUAAAAAAUAUUAAUUUAUCACAAAAAGUUUUUGAUCGUAUGAAAAAUCUGUUUGCUGAUUUAAAACAUUCGAUGAUAUCAGCUUCAAUUCUUCUUGCUAAUGUGUAUGCAUCAUCAGGAGAUAUUGAACAAGCAUCAAAUAUUAGAAUUCAAUUACAUAAAUCAGGUGCAAAGAAAAAAGUUGGUUUAUCAUUAACUGAAAUUGAUGGAAUAAUAAUGCAAUUUCGUGCUCAUGAUCAAUCUCAUCCUCGUUCAUCAGAAAUUUAUGCUGAAGGUGAACGAAUAUCAAAGGAACUAAUUGAACAUGGUCAUGGUUAUGAUGCAAGUUGGAUUGUACGACCAAUGGAAAAUGAUGAAACAAUUGAAUCAAUAUUUUGUGGACAUAGUGAAAGAUUGGCUAUUGCAGCUAAUUUUAUUGACAAUCGAAAACCAAGUCGAAUUCAUAUCACAAAAAAUCUUCGCGUUUGUGGUGAUUGCCAUCGAGCAACAAAAUUAAUUGCUGCUAUUCGUCAAUGCGAAAUUAUUGUUCAAGAUGCUAAUCCUGUUCUUCAACAAGUCGAUACCUCAAAUAUUUCAACUUCAAUUGAUUCAACUCGACGAUGUCCUUCAAUUAAUGAACUUUUAAAAUUCGAACAAUUGAAAUUACCGAGAAUUCGACGAAGUUAA